AGAUGGAGUCCGAGCAAGGAAAGGAGCAAUAGAAAGUUGCAGAUUUUUUCUGCUAUUUAUGAGCGCGGUGGCGGAAUCGCUAAGCCGCCGCGGCGGUCAGAUUCAGAAGAUCUGUUCAGGAGAUUGCCGGAUGAGAUCGUUCUGGAUAUCCUUUCCCGGUUGGGAACGGUGAAUGAAACGGCGAGAUGCGGCAGCCUCGGGAAACGUUGGAGGGGUAUAUGUCGAUUGAUUGACGGUGGGGUUCUGGAUUUCGACAAAUCGUUGGACCUACUGAGGAGCACCAUCCCAAAGACGCCGACUUUGGAGAUUUCGAAGGAAGCCCAACUUCGAUUCGCGAAUGCGGUGAAUCAAGCCCUGAGCUGGCAUCGGUCCGAAACUCUGGAUGCUUUGAGAAUAGCGUUCGAUUUGUACGGAUUGGGAGAGGAAGCCUGGAAGUGGAUCGAAUUCGGGUUGAAGAAGAGAGUUAAAGAGCUGAGAUUGCUGUCUUGCUUCUCCUACUCUGGAGACCAUCGCAUCCCUCUGCCACUUUUGACACCUGAAUUUCUGGGUACACAGGAUCUCAGCCGGCUGGAGGUCUUGGAGCUGGAGGGCUUGUCGAUAAUUACCCAAGAAACUGUGGACUACAUUUUCUCCCACUGCCACUCCCUGAAACGCUGGGUUCUCCGCAAUUCCUGUUUUAGAGGUGAAGUAGUUAGAGUUUCCAACGUUGAGAAACUGCAGUACUUGGAGUUCACCCGCCUAUAUUUUGCCCGCAGGAUAGAACUGAUGUCUGCUCCAAAUCUUCAUACUGUCAAGUUCACAGGGAAUGCAACAAUCUGUUUCGGGGACCAACUUCCUCAACUUCUGGAGGCAUCCUUUUGUGGUGCUCUCAAGGCCUCAGAUUACUCCCUCCCUUGGCCUCCCUCUCAAUUUUGCAGGUAUGCACCACGGUUAGAGCGUCUCACACUCGAGCUCCGUAUGUCCAACUUCUUCAAUGCUUCUCGGGGACGAUUGGAUUGGUUGACAUUUGAGAACCUCAGAGUCUUGGAUUUGGUCGUGUAUUCUAGCUCUUCAAGUUUCUUAGCGUGCACCAUGCCUCUAAGAGCGGCUCCAAUGUUGCGGGAAUUGUCCAUAUGGUUCAGUAUUCCAGAUUACUUGAAGAAAGCCUGGGAGCCAAGCGACUUGAGUGCUGGGUCAACAUGGUGGGAGCAUCACUCUCUUGAGGUGCUUAAGCUGUAUGGGGUGCAUCGAACAUCAAAAUUGGAUGAGCCAAGAUUCAGGCGGCCUGGACGUGAAUCUCACGAUGCUCGCGUACUUUGCCUUGAGGUUGCUGCUCACAUCAUCAUCAACUCACCUUCCUUGAACGAGGUUCUUAUCGACACCCGCCACCAAAAUUUAAUGUUCACUUCUACUGAGUGCAGGCCUUCAUGUCAGAUUGAUAUCGAUACCCGUGAAGCGAGAAUGGAGUUGGAAACCCAACUCCAAGGCCGCUCAGCCAGCCCUCAUAUUCACUACACUUAUCGGUAGUAUAAUAUAUACGUAUGUAUCUAUCAUAUUUUGAUGUAAUGCUUGAUUAAGGAUUUGCUAUGCUGACCCGAGAUGUUAUUAUGGAUAAACUCUUCAAAACAAGUUAUCUUAUAUUUUUCACAACAAAGCUUCUUCCUUCGUUCUCUUUGAUCAUAGUACUCUCAUUUCCCCUCCAGUAUACAAAUCUUUUCUUUCAUAUUGCUGCUCUUAGUUUUUGGUGGAUACUUUGGAGGACUAUAUUCUAUUGUUUUGACUUAGCAAUUAAGGUUCACUGGUCCCUCUUUUAUAAGAUACUAUGGCUGGGUGCAUGGAUUUCUUACAUCAUGGUUGCAUUAUAGGACUGAAUUUCCUAUUAUAUUAGUGUCACUAUUCACCAUUCCACAAUUUUUGAAGAUAAUGAAUCUCCACCUCAAGUAAUCUGCUGCAGAGUUGAAUGAUUAAUAGCAGAUGACUGAUUAGUGCAGGGAAGGUCGACAGAACAGCUGGGGAGACCUGGCUAAACUCUGUGCAGAAAGAGCCACUCUCCACUCAGUGCAGUUUGUAAUUCGUCACAUGCCACGGUUUGUUGCUGCAGAAGAUGAGAGGAAGGGUAGCAUGCCUGUUGAUGAUGAUGUGGUUGUGGUGAUCCAGUGGGUGUACUGUUGGAAUUUGCAGCAGCUCUCAUAGCUUGUUUGAACCAUGACAAGUAGUACUUGUGUUGCAUGUGUGAAUUCAAAUGGGUUUGCUGCUGUUGGAAAAUGCAGGCUCCAAUACCAAUUCGAACAGCCUUUGGUGAAUCAAGAAUGGCGCUAAACAGAGUCUACUGAGUUCGAUUCCAACAAUUUGUCGCAGCCCGUUUAGAGGUUUUGCUGGAGGGCAGCAGCGUGAUGUAGUCUUGUGCGAAUAGUAGGUUUUGUGUAGUUCCCGCUUGUUUGUUGCCUUGCUCGUUUUUUCCUGUCUUUCCCUUUUCUGUUUUGUGUAGCAGGCUUUGUUUAAACAAAAAGAAAUAAGUAAUGCAGGGU
Molecule: messenger RNA, 2507 nt
Organism: Linum tenue
Lineage: Eukaryota; Viridiplantae; Streptophyta; Magnoliopsida; Malpighiales; Linaceae
Source: the annotation of a GenBank genome assembly